AUGAAUAUUAUUUAUCAAUGUGUACCGAGUACAAUGGACUAUACUAAAGAGAUCUAUAGUGCUAUUGCUCUAAAUGAAAUCAGUGAAGGAUUACACGACUUGAAUAAAAGACUAAAGGUUGAAUAUGGAACCUCUGGUUAUAUUCCAUUGACUACCACCACUACCACCACCACCAAUCGCUCUAGCAAUUCAGCAUCUGUUCAAUUUAGCAAAAGAUAUAGUAACAAAAAUAAUGGUAGUAGGGAUGAUAAUGGAUAUGGUAGAGCACUUCAUUCAUUUUCUUUAAUAACUUCACUUUCACCAAAUAAUAUUAACAAUAAUAAUAAUAAUAGCACAAAUAGUAUUAAUAACAGUACGAAUAAUAACAACAAUAAACAAACAAAUAAUGUAAAUAGAAAUAGUAGUAGAAAUAGCAAUAACAAUAACAGUAUACAUUCAUUUAAUAAUAAUAAUAGUAGUAGUUUAGAUAGUAGACAACAUUUUGAAAGUAGAUCUAUUGUUAAAUCACCAACGACAGUAAUAUCCGAGUCAUCAUCAUCACCCAUUAAUUCAUUAACAACUACUAAAGACAAUAGUGGAAAUAUUUGUUAUGAAAAGGUUAAUUUAGUUGAUUUCAUUCGUUGUCUUGGUGAAGGUUUGGCACAAUGUCACAACCUGAAACAGCUUGACCUUUCGAUUCCUCUGGAUAGUGAACAGUUGAAUUUAAUUACUUCCAACUGUCCGCGACUCACCGAAUUGAAUAUCAACAGCUUUCUAAUUGGAGACAAAGGCAUAGAGUCUGCUUUGAACCCAUUGAACAAUCUUGAACAACUUUCAGUAGUUUCAAAUGUUCAUGCCAACCAAGAAUUUGUAAAACAAACUGGAAGACAAAUAAUAACAUUAUCACCACUAUCACUUUAUAGUAUUUCAACAUUAAAAAGAUUGAAAUCGUUAAAGUUCUCGCUGCUGCCUCAAUUCGGAAACAAAGCACUAAUCGAAAGUGGAAUCGUAUCUGAACAAACUGAUUCCAGUGAACAUCAUCAAGCAGACAUCGAAAGGGCUGUUAAAUCUUUAUCAAACUGUAAACUUUUAGAGAAUUUAGAAUUGAUGAGUUGUAAUAUCAAUGAAUUCACUCUACAAUGGCUAUUGGAGCAAUAUAACCAUCUGAAUAGAUUGGUCAUUUAUAGAAACAGUUCACUCAGUACGUUUGAUUUCAGACCAUCCACUAUUACACACCUAAGCUUAUCAUGUUUAUCAAUGUUACAAACAAUACAUAUCGAAUCUAAAACACUUAGAGAAUUGUAUAUCGAAGGUUGUGAAUCAUUGAAAUCAACCGAAUUAAUUACACCAAUGCUUUCUAUUCUAUCGAUGGAGGGAUGCAGUGGUUCACUCAAGUUGAGUCAUGCCUUUAAUAUCAAAACCCUAUCACUUUUCGAGUGCCCCGAUCUGAGCCAGAGAGACUUGGAGAAUACGCUGGAUUCUCUGAUCUCACUAGAAGAGUUGAAACUCGAUAUUGAGGCAUGGACUGGUAUUCGUUCGUGUAUGAUGGAUUGUCCUGAGCUUGAAGAGUUCAAAGCCAGUGAAUCCAGUCUCGAGUCUCUCUAUCUGAAGGCUGACCACAUGCAGAAUAUCGAACUCGAUUUCUGUGAUCAGCUCAGAAGUGCUGUUAUCGAUAUCUUGACGUGCCGUUUGUUCAGUUUCACCCAGAGUCACCCGACUCACUCUGGCGUUGGUAGCGGUAACACAAGCUUUGCUGGACAGCUACUGACCAACAACAAUAGCAGCAGCAACGACGACAUCAAUGACGACGAGGACCAGCCUACUGCCGAUGACGAUGACAGAAAAUACUUGGCUCCAAUGGUUCUUUUCUUACAGGCACACCACUUUAUCAAAGACUGUAUCAUAUUGAGUGGCAAUCUGCUUGGAAAGCUGUCGACCAGAACCGUUGGCCAUCUCUCUAUCGAACAACGAUCGUUCACCUCCUACAUUUUCAAUGUCGAUAAAAUAUGUAAAUUGAAUACCUACCACCAGACCGAAGGCGAUGAAUCUGGAAAUAGAACUCCACGUUUCAUCCCAAUCGAACCAAUGGUUCGAGAAUCAACCAACUACUUUAGUGGCAACACUAUCAUUAACAGCAACAAUAAUAAUAACAACGACUACGAGAGCAGCUGCAGUGGAUCGGUACCACCACCACCACCACCACCACCAAGAAGGAACAGUCCGACUAGAACAACAACAAGUAGUCGUCCUCACAGCCCAAGCAGCAGAUCACCAAGUCCAUCAUCUCAAUUCUCCUUCCCGACAAUGUGUGAAACCUAUGACGAAACCAAUUGGCAACCAACCUAUCCAUAUCUAUCACCAGUAUCACCUUCACUAUCAUUUAACAACAGAAACAGUAAAAGAUAUGGACAAAAAUAA
Messenger RNA from Heterostelium album PN500, 2397 nucleotides. RefSeq lists its product as uncharacterized. Gene Ontology annotation, cellular component: nucleus. Gene Ontology annotation, molecular function: ubiquitin protein ligase activity. The record is from RefSeq and is a predicted model, not a curated record. The transcript is spliced from 8 exons. NCBI's taxonomy places the organism in Eukaryota, Evosea, Eumycetozoa, Acytosteliales, Acytosteliaceae. Bases 1 to 2397 code for a protein of 798 amino acids. Gene Ontology annotation, biological process: mRNA processing; protein ubiquitination; ubiquitin-dependent protein catabolic process.